Molecule: messenger RNA, 1586 nt
Organism: Triticum urartu
Lineage: Eukaryota; Viridiplantae; Streptophyta; Magnoliopsida; Poales; Poaceae
Product: rop guanine nucleotide exchange factor 9
Molecular function (GO): guanyl-nucleotide exchange factor activity
Source: RefSeq, a predicted model, not a curated record
AGUUACGGUAGGUAGAUCGGGCGACGAUGGCGGCCAACGGCGGGUCGCUGGAGCGGCGGGGCUCCAUGCGGCGGGCGGGGAGCAAGGUGAAGGAGGAGCCAGCGGCGGCCUACCAUGCCGCCGAGGAGCACGCCUCGGGACCUUCCGACAUUGAAGUGAUCAAGGAGAAGUUCGGCAAGCUGCUGCUCGGGGAGGACAUGUCGGGGUCCGGCAAAGGCGUGCCGUCCGCGCUGGCCCUCUCCAACGCCGUCACUAAUCUUGCAGCUGCUGUGUUCGGCGAGCAACGCAAGUUGGAGCCCAUGGCGCCCGACAGAAAGGCGAGGUGGAAGAAAGAAGUGGGCUGGCUCCUGUCCGUGGCGGAUCAGAUCGUGGAGUUCGUCGCCAAGAAGCAAGUCCUGGACAACGGCGUCGAAAUGGAGGUGAUGGGCACGCAGCAGCGAAGGGAUCUGCAGUCCAACAUACCGGCGUUGCGCAAGAUCGACGCCAUGCUUCUCGAUUACCUGGACGGCUUCAAGGACCGCACCGACUUUUGGUACGUAAAGCGCGACUCGUGCUCGGACGCCGAGAAAGAGGAGUCUACGGAGAAGUGGUGGAUACCCAUCGUGAAGGUCCCUCCCAACGGGCUGGCCCCGGCGUCCAGAGGCUGGAUCCAGCACCAGAAGGAGCUGGUGAACCAGGUGCUCAAGGCGGCCAUGGCCAUCAACGCCAACUGCCUCAUGGAGAUGGCCAUCCCAGAGUCCUACCUAGAGUCGCUACCCAAGAACGGGCGGGCGAGCCUCGGGGACGCGCUGUAUCGGAUCAUCACGGACGUGGAGUUCGACCCGGACGACUUCCUGUCGACGGUGGACCUGACGUCGGAGCACAAGAUCCUGGACCUCAAGGACCGCAUCGAGGCGUCGGUCAUCAUCUGGAACAGGAAGGUGCACAACAAGGACGGCAAGUCCUCGUGGGGCUCCGCCGUCAGCCAGGAGAAGCGGGAGCAGUUCGAGGAGCGGGCGCAGACGCUGCUGCUCAUCAUCAAGCACAGGUACCCCGGCAUCCCCCAGUCCAGCCUCGACAUCGCAAAGAUACAAGAAAACAGGGACGUGGGAUUUGCUCUCCUGGAGAGCUACUCCAGGGUCCUCGAGAGCCUGGCCUUCAACGUCAUGUCCAGGAUAGAGGACGUGAUCGUCGCCGACAACGUGGCCAGGGAGAAGGCCAAGAAGGACGCGCCGGCCGGCUCGAGCUCGGAGCCCGCCCCCCAGCAAGUCCCCGACGGGCCGGACAGCAUGACGCUGCUCGACUUCAUGGGCUGGAACGGCGACUCGGAGGGGAGGCCCGACGACCAGUCCCCGUCGGCGGUGGACCCGGCGCAGGACGACGGGAGGCUCAUGAAGCUGCCCAACAUCAUGACCAACCUUUUUAUGAAAACGACACAGUGAUGGGAUAUUUCUCCCCCUUUUAUGAACUUCUACUACUUUGUCAUCAACAAAAAGAUGAAUGCCGUCCAAUUACUGCAUGGCCUAUUUUGUACCAGGCUACCAGUACCAGCACAUGGUAGAAAACCAAAAGGCCUUGAGUAGAGAGUUCGUUAAUUGUUGUAAAAA